CGGGGGGAGGCACGGAGAGGAAACACGGGUCGGGCGCUGCCGCUUUCGCUUUCACCGAGAAGAAAAGAGGCGAAGCGGCGAUGGCGCUCCUCGACGUUUGCAGGCUGGAGCGCGGCGCCUGGGACUGGAACCCGCUGGGAGGAGCCGCCACCCCGCGGCCGGGGGCACCCGGGCAUUACGCCUUCGGGGUAGAGAAGCCCCAGAUCGCCGUGCCCCCUGGCAGGCAGGUGAGAUGGGGAAGGCGGCGAAGAAGAGGCGGGAGGGCCACUGCGGCUAGGCGCAGCAGUACCUUUCCAACGCCAGCGAGCGAUCCCUGCCCGCCGCCCUCUGCUGGGCGGUGGCAGAAGCAGGAAAAUAUGUAUCUGUAUUCCGGAAGGCGCAGAUUGGGGCCCCGCUUUGACCUACAUGUUAGGAUCUGGAAAUCGUUGUUGUUGUUUAUACCUCACCCAUCUGGCUGGGUUUCCCAGCCACUCUGGGCAGCUUCCAACAAAAUAUUAAAAAUACAAUAAAACAUCAAACAUUAAAAACUUCCCUAAAGGGGGCUCCCUCCCCUGCCCUCUGUCAUUUGUUCUCCCAACCCACCAGAGGCUGCUGUGUUUUUGCAUUUGUUCAGUACUGUCGUAGCAUCUGUCUCUGGACCCAUGUGUGCCUCACGGAACUUUCUCCUUGCUUGAUCUGUGUUAACUUUCAAGAAAGCCUGGUGGGAUGACAGCUCUUUAAAAGCAGUGACCCUAAAACAACUCCAAACUGAUGAAAUCGGGUUUAACUGCAUAUCAGAAGUGCAUUCCUUCGGAUGUAACCACCUGGGUCUAGCAAGGAAGGGUGGGGAAUCCCCCUUUUCUUUGGGAAAAUGGGCUGCCCCUUUGGCUAGUGGCAUAAUCUGCGGGUUGCCUUCUGGUUGGAUUUUAUUCUGAUCCUGAUUGGAUUUUAGGAUGUAUUUUAAUUAAUUGUCUGAUUUUAUGUUAAUGUGUUAUACAUUUGAUGUUAGCCGCUCUGACCCCAGUUUAGCCGGAGAGGGCGGGGAAUAAUAAUAAUGCCCCAUUUCCAAUUGUUAUAUGAAAAUUCAGAAGACCCAAAAGGAGACAGAUAGGGAGCUUUUGUGACUGCUUCUGCCUCAGGCUCCAAGACAGCCUCCCGCAAUGCCUGGCUUUCUUUUAUAUCUUACUUAUGAUACUUUGCUGUAAUACUGGGGAUUUAUUUUAUGAUUUGCGAUCUUGUCUUUUGCAAAGUUAACUACUUUUAAAACGCCUGCCUGCUGAGAAUGACGCUGCCCGUGAGCAUGUGCAGAAUGCUGCUCACCGGCCUCCACCAGCACUUGAAAGAUCUGUGAGGAAGAUUGACAUGUGUCACUUUGAAACGGGAUGGGGUGCCGAGCCGAGAGGCCCCCACAGCAAGUGCCGCAGUGACUUAGGACAGAGGGCGGGAGGUGGGUGGCGGCACCAAAUUUUGGCAUCGCACAGGACACCGCUGAAAUUUGAGAGCCCCAAAUCCACCACUGCCAGCUUGAUACCAGUUUGUUUUGUUUUUGUUUUUUCAAUGUUUUUUGUUUGAUUUUACAACUCCAGUCACAAUUAUAAUCACAUACGGUAAAAACAGCACAAGAUUCUUCUGAAUCUCAGGACUCCCCUCCUCCCCUCUGUGGGUUCUUUAAGUAACUUUUUAAACUGCAUAUAAUAAGUCCAUCUAAUUUACAACCCUCCAUUAUAUCUAAAGUCUAUGCAUCACUGCAAGAGUUACCGUAUUUUUCGCUCUAUAAGACGCACCAGACCAUAAGACACACCUAGUUUUUGGAGAAGGAGAACAGGGAAAAAAAUAUUCUGAAUCCCAGAAGCCAGAACAGCAAGAGGGAUCGCUGUGCAGCGAAAGCAGCGAUCCCUCUUGCUGUUCUGGAUUCUGGGAUAGCUGCGCAGCCUGCAUUCACUCCAUAAGACUCACACACAUUUCCCCUUACUUUCUAGGAGGGGAAAAGUGAGUCUUAUAGAGCAAAAAAUACGGUAGUUAAAACCUGCCAAAGAGUUCAAGUGUUGACAAUGGCCUUUCAAAUAUACUGUACAUUUGUCUCCUUCUUUAUAGAAGCUCAGCUUGAUACCAGUUUGGGUAGGGGAGUGUUUUGCGGCCGUCUUCCUAGGAGGAAAGGAAGCACCCAAACAUUGGGAUAAUUUAUUGUUGCUGUGUAUUACAGAAGUCUCAAAAGUGGCUUCAGAUGGCAGAUAAAAGAGAUUUCUAAGCAUUAAGCAUUUCCGUGCCUUGCUUCCUCCCCCCCCCCCAGCCUUCUGAGUUCCUGCAGACCCACUGCGAGGGCAGCGGCAGCAGCGGGCAGCGGAUUGAGCUGGAGCAUGGCACCACCACCAUGGCCUUCACUUUCCAGCAUGGCGUCAUCGUCGCCACCGAUUCCCGGGCAUCGUCCGGCAGCUACAUCAGUGAGUAACCACAGAGACAUAGAGAGUUGAAAUGGCGCCACAGAUUAAAUGGAGGAGGCCUGGCUGACCUGGGCCUAGACUAUGGGGGACAGAGGCUCCCCACCGCUGGCUUGAACCCUUCACAAACAACUCUCUUCCCCAUAGGUGCAAAGGUGGUCAACAAAGUCAUUGAGAUCAACCCCUACUUGUUGGGCACCAUGUCUGGGAGUGCUGCAGACUGCCAGUACUGGGAGCGACUCCUGGCCAAACACUGCAGGUUGGUAGCUAGAAUCAGAGAUUUGUAGAGUUGGAAGGGACUCUGAGGGGCAAUCUAGUCCAACCCCCUGCGACGCAGGAAUCUCAGCUAAACUCGGUAAACCUCCGUCUUCUGCAGGUAUUUUCCCCAUCUCACAAAUAUGCAGGGCAGGGCAAUGAGGAGAAAAAAAAUGAAUUAUUGAGUGUGUGCUCAUGUAAAGGCAGCCGGGCUGACCCAUAAGAAAACUCCAAUAUCCAUUCAAAGGUAAUGCCUUUUAUUAGGCCAACCAAAGUGGCACAAAACAGUUUUGCAGGUCUGAGAGUUCUGCAUAAUUCUUCAUCUAGCCUGAUGAAGAGUUCUGGAGACCCCGAAAGCUGGUAUGCUUUUAUUGUGAAUAUUUUGGUGGGCCUGAUAAAGGUAUUGCUCUGAUAUGUAUUGACUGUCGUUUUUGCUUCCUAAAAGUCACAUGUAGUGUAGCAAACUUGAGCAGCGAGGCAGGAUCCUUCCGGUCUUCCCCUUUGGGAAGCACAAGCUAGGAUCUGGAAUAAUGUGUCGUGAUAUUCUUCUUCUGACCCCCUCCCCUCCCCCGGGUCUUCUAGAAAUGGUGGCUCAGCAGCUCACAGCAAAAAAUUACCAGGCCAGACCUCCUCUUGAUGGAUUAUAAUCUGAGCCCAGCCUGGAUCUGGUUGAACGGAUUCCAGAAGGAUAGUGAAGCCCCGACAUGGGAGCUUGGCCGCCACAGUUUUACUUGGGAGGCCUCAAGAUGGGUCGUUGGCCCACCUGAAAACGGCGGGGGGUGAUGGAGUUAUGAAAAAGAAGAGGAGAGAGCGACUCUCCCGUUAGUUCUCCUCCUACUUCUCUUUACCUCUCCCCUUCCUUCCUUCCUUCCUUCCUUCCUUCCAAGCACAAUUCAAAAUGUUGGUGCUGACCUUUAAAACAGCCGCGGCCCAGUAUACCUGAAGGAGCAUCUCCACCCCCAUCGUUCAGCCCGGAUACUGAGAUCCAGCUCCGAGGGCCUUCUGGUGGUUCUCUCAUUGCGAGAAGUGAGGUUACAGGGAACCAGGCACAGGGCCUUCUCGGUGGUGGCACCCGCCCUGUGGAACGGCCUCCCAUCAGAUGUCAAGGAGAUAAACAACUUUUUGACUUUUAGAAGACAUCUGAAGGCAGCCCUGUUUAGGGAAGUUUUUAAUGUUUGGUGUUUUAUCGUGUUUUUAAUAUUCUGUUGGGAGCCACCCAGAGUGGCUGGGGAAACACAGCUAGAUGGGUGGAGUAUUAAUAUAUCAUUAUUAUUAUUUCUUCCGGCAGGUUGUACUACUUACGCAACAAGGAGCGAAUCAGCACCUCGGCUGCUUCCAAACUGCUGGCCAACAUGCUUGUUGAGUACAGGGGGAUGGGGCUGUCUGUGGGGAGCAUGCUGUGCGGCUGGGACAAGAAGGUACCAGCAACGUGACCGCAAGGAGGGGGGGCAAUUGGGGGCAGGCAGAGUGGGGGGGGGGGAGAAUCACUCAGGAAAAUGGGAGCUCAGUGGGUCAGAGAUGACUAUAAGGGGUGAGUCAAAGGAGGGGCUGCUGGGUAUCCUGAUGAGAGAGGAAGUCUGGGUGGAAGAGCGAUUCUAGGAUUCCUCCUCAUUCAUUGCCAGCCAGGUCCUGACUGAAUACACACUACACAUUUAAAGCCACCCCACCACACCCCCCAGAAUCCUGGGAAUUGUAGUUUUCAAAGGUUCUGGGAAUUGUAGUUUAUCUAUUUGUUGGUUUAAUUUGUAUUCCACCCUUCAUCUGAACUUCUUCUUUGGCGAUCCCUCGUAGCCGAGUAAGAUUGUCUUCCAUGAACACAGUCUUAACAGAAAGUCUGUAAGUGACUGUGGAGGCCAAUUCUGGAUCCACACUUCCUUGCACAGUGGGGACAUUGGUUUCCAGGAGGGAGUUGAUCACAGUGAGGGUUUGCCAAGUGUGCCUUCCUCUUAGCACGUUUCUCCCUUUCGUCCUGAGUUCGAGCAUCUUCAAAGUCCAUGACACCUUUGGUAAAGGCUGUUCUUCAACUGGAGCGCUCGCAGGCCAGUGUUUCCCAGUUCUUGGUGUUUAUACUACAUUUUUAAAGAUUUGCCUUGAGAGAGUCUUUACACCUCUUUUGUUGACCAUCAGCAUUACGCUUUCCAUUUUUAUGUUCGGAAUAUAGUACAGUGGCACCUCAGGUUACAGAUGCUUCAGGUUAUAGACGUUUCAGGUUACAGACUCCACUAACCCAGAAAUAGUACCUCGGGUUAAGAACUUUGCUUCAGGAUGAGAACAGAAAUUGCGCAGCGGUGGCGCAGCAGUAGCAGGAGGCCCCAUUAGCUAAAGUGGUGCUUCAGGUUAAGAACAGUUUCAGGUUAAGAACAGACCUCCAGAAUGAAUUAAGUUCUUAACACGAGGUACCACUGUAGUUACUUUGGAAGACAAUAAUCAGGCAUCCGCAGAACAUGACCAGUCCAAUGAAGUUGGAUGAUGUUGAAGAGAAUUGCUUCGACAUUGGUGAUUCUUGAUUCUUCCAGUACACUGGCAUUAGUUUGCCUGUCUUCCCAAGUGAUGUGUAAAAUGUAUUUUGCCCUUCAUCUGAACAUCACAGGACAGUUCACAACAUAAAAAUAUCAAAUGAGAACACAAAACACAUACUAGAAGCAAGAACAAACCUGCCGUCCCACAAACAUAUUUAAAAGGCCAUAGAAUCAGCCAAAGGCCUAGUUAUAGAGGAAUGUUGUCACCUGGUGCCUGAAGACAUGUAAUGAAGGCGCCUGGCAAGCCUCCCUGGAGAGAGCAUUCCACAGGCAGGGAGCCACUGCAGAAAAGGCCCUGUUCUUGUGUUGCUACCCGCUGGACCUCUUGUGGAGGAGGCACACAAAGUUCUCUGAUUAUCUGUUCUGUGGGGGUCAGUAAACUAAUGUUCCCAGGAUUCUUUGGGGGAGGAGGUUUUGCUUUAAAUGUAUGGUGUAAACAAGGCUGAUAAAUAUUUAUCACACCGCCGGGAAUUCACCCAGGGCACAUUUUCAAGAGAGGUUUAGUGGAGGGGGUUUAGUGUGGGUCUUGGGGGGCACAUGGGAAGUGCUGCCAGAAUGAGGGCCUGAGGCAGAGAAACAACUUCGUGACUUUCAAGGAGUGGGGUGGGAAUGAGCGGGUGGGGAGUGGGUGCGAGAUCAGCUAGGCAGGGGACUUGGGUGGAAGCGGCCGCGAUCAGAGGCAAAAGAGGCCAGACCUGCGGGUUCUUCCUCUUUUUCUAGGGUCCUGGACUUUACUACAUAGACGAUAACGGGGUACGCCUGGGUGGCCCCCUCUUUUCCACGGGAAGCGGGAACUGCUAUGCCUAUGGGAUCCUGGACAGCGGCCAUCGCCCCGAUCUCAGCGUGGAGGAGGCCUACGAACUCGGCAGGAAGGCCAUCUCGUACGCCACCCACCGCGAUGCCUACUCAGGCGGUGUGGUGAACAGUAAGUGCCCCCCACCCUCAUUCUGCAGUCCCAGCCCCACGUCCCCCUCGUUUGGCGAGAGCCUGCUUUCAUUUUGCACAAGCCCACUGGUGUGGUGGUACUUCUCUGUCGCCCCGUGCAGUGUAUCACAUGAAGGAAGACGGCUGGAUCCGGGUCGGGCGCACAGAUGUCAGCGAUCUGCUCCACCAGUACGCCGAAGCCAAGAAGUGAGCAGCCGGGAACCACGAGGAACGUUGAAUGUGCUUCAACACUCAGGGGCGAAGGGCAGAAAGGGACAGAGCUACAUUUAUGACGGGGCAGCAAUAAAGUAUUUUCACUGAUAAAGUCUUUGAUUCGGUGCUGGUGUUUUAAAUAAGAUUUUAACUGGUCUGAA
Molecule: messenger RNA, 6489 nt
Organism: Podarcis lilfordi (Lilford's wall lizard)
Lineage: Eukaryota; Metazoa; Chordata; Lepidosauria; Squamata; Lacertidae
Source: the annotation of a GenBank genome assembly